This is a messenger RNA of Daldinia caldariorum, 1357 nucleotides long. RefSeq lists its product as uncharacterized. Lineage: Eukaryota; Fungi; Ascomycota; Sordariomycetes; Xylariales; Hypoxylaceae. The coding region runs from base 352 to 1056 and encodes 234 amino acids. The record is from RefSeq and is a predicted model, not a curated record. The transcript is spliced from 3 exons.
AAUGAGGGGGAAAUAUCGGGCACAGCCACGUAGAAUCCGGGGUCUAUGAGCGUUCAGGUCCCACCCGCCGUCGUUUUCGCGACCACUGAGAGGAGAUUGUCAGUAUGGCCUCUUGAGGCUCCAUCGUAGUAUGCAAAGCUUGCACCAACCCGCGCUCAGCCGCCCCGCACUUUGCUGUCAGCAGCCAACCUUCGCCCAUGGCUCCUUCGACUAUUCAGCCUCGUGAAAACUCAUUCACGGUGUGGACUUACACGAGAAGUCUCUUCGACCUCGUAUAUAUAAAUCUCUCGUCAAUCGUCACUUCAAGAUAACUUUCUAUCGGCAUCUCCAACGCAUUCUACCUCUCUAAUAAUGCCUUCCUUCACUAAGACCGCCGCUUCUUUGGCCUACCUCGCAGCCGUCGCGAUGGCAACCCCCAUUGAGAGGCGAGGAGAGUACCCGGUAACGACCAUCAGCAGUUUCACCGCUCCUAGUUCCACCGCAACCUCUGCCUCCAGCUACAGCACCGCUACCCCCAUUACUUACCCUCCACCUGUUAAUACUUGCUCGCCUGGGACCAACGGUAGCGCUUGGCAGCCGACCAUGUACAACAUCUUCCCGCAAGACCCUGACCACUCGGAGCCGUCGGUAUCCUUCAUCAGGAUAGCUACGGAGGAGAACAAGGCACCGAUCGAGCAGGUCAUAGUGUUCCGGGGCAUCCCGGCCGGAGUCAAGACGUGCAACCUCAACUGGGACCAGGCCGCGGAGGCGGAGCGCAACUUCACCGUUACCGGCAGCGGGCUCGCGGGUCUGCAGCAGCUGGACGGGUUCCCGUACGGCACACCGGUCUCUUACUCCAGCGUGUCCCCGUUCGUCCCCGAGAACGGCAAGGCCACGCACGCCGACUUCACCUUCUGGGACAAGCAGUCCAAGGACGCCUGGGCCCACUCCGUCGGCCCCGUCAACUGCAGCGAGGAGAUCUACAUCAAGCUCACGCUCGACCCCCUCAGCGGCUACGGCCGCGUCUACAUGGACCAGGACAAGAAGAACGGCUUCCACAUCGACUACACUUGCUAAAUGGAAAACGAAACGGAACGGAACGGAACGAAAUGAAAUGAAUAUAGCAGGGAAAGGAAACUCACUCAUCUUACGACUUUUAUCACACGCAUUAGCGUUGGCGUUUUAAAGAUGGCAUCUAUCUACCUUUCUCUUAAUUUUGUCGUUUUGAAGUGUACCUUAGGUACCUUUCGUGAUGCCUAGCAAGACCAUCCUUACCUACCUGUGACCAAGAGGUAGACCUCAUAAACACCAUGUAAAGGUCAUCUCAUGUGGCUAUCAAAGUAGAACUUGCUCCGAUGGUCCUUAGUGUUACCUAUAU